Molecule: messenger RNA, 810 nt
Organism: Medicago truncatula (barrel medic)
Lineage: Eukaryota; Viridiplantae; Streptophyta; Magnoliopsida; Fabales; Fabaceae
Product: dof zinc finger protein DOF1.5
Exons: 1
Coding region: 100-585 (161 amino acids)
Biological process (GO): regulation of DNA-templated transcription
Molecular function (GO): DNA-binding transcription factor activity; DNA binding
Source: RefSeq, a predicted model, not a curated record
CCAACCAAAACCUUCUCUAUUAAGAAUAAUCCAAUAACAACCUCUCUCUCUCUCUCUCUCUCUCUCUCUCUCUCUCUAUUUCUCUCUUUACAUGAAAAUAUGGCUGAAGUGAGAAAAGGUGAAGAAAAUCAAGGGAUUAAGCUAUUUGGCACAACAAUAAAAUUGCAUGGUGAAGAAUUAAAAGAAGGUGAAAAAGAAAGUGAAGAUCAAACGGUGGAGAAGAAGAUAGAAAAGAUCAUACCAUGUCCAAGAUGCAAGAGUAUGGAAACUAAAUUUUGUUAUUUCAAUAAUUACAACGUUAAUCAACCAAGACAUUUUUGUAAGAGUUGUCAAAGGUACUGGACGGCUGGUGGGGCCCUGCGUAACGUUCCGGUUGGAGCUGGUCGUCGGAAGGCCAAGCCACCCGGUCACGAGGAUAGUGGUUCACCGGAAAGUUGUCUCUACGAAGCUGCUAGUUCUGAUGAUGGCCAUAACUACUUAGGGUUAGAACAAUUUAUGCCUCCUCAGAGUGAUUUUCGGGAAGUAUUUUCCGGCAAACGGCGGAGGAAGACCUCAGGUGGUUAUUCAUUAGCAUCCUCCUUGUGAUUUCUUGUUCUUUACACGAUUAUAUAUAAUAUAAAGUAUGGAUGGAGAAGAAACCAUUUUCCUCCCAUGUGAAUUUUACGUAUUAGAAGUUUAGAACGGAUUGAAAAGCUAAACUACAUGUAACAUGUAUAUAUAUUUUUCCUAUUCUCAAUUGAACUUGGUGCAAAAGAGAAAUAAAUUUGAACUUAGUGCAAGCUUGAUGGUUACUUUGGUAUAACCACUUAA